Messenger RNA from Physella acuta, 3749 nucleotides. RefSeq names its product dipeptidyl peptidase 9. The record is from RefSeq and is a predicted model, not a curated record. NCBI's taxonomy places the organism in Eukaryota, Metazoa, Mollusca, Gastropoda, Physidae. Gene Ontology annotation, biological process: proteolysis. Gene Ontology annotation, molecular function: serine-type peptidase activity; dipeptidyl-peptidase activity.
UGAUAUCUGUGUACUGUGUAAUCUAGUAAACUACAUCAAAUACCUCACUAUUGUAAAAGCAAAACCAGAUUCUAGAAUCAAUUUCUAUUUAUGAUUUAAUAAAACAAUACCAAUUCUAAUUAUUUUUAAAGGUGAAUAAAGUGUUAUGGCGUCAGAAGACUUUGAUACAUAUGAUCUUCCAACUGCCUCACCACCCAAACCACAGCUAGGACAUAAAAAAUCAUGGCUUGAGCUACGCAACACAACCAGAGAGACAAGAAAAUUGAUAACGAGAAUCACACCAUCCAUACCAAGUAACUUUGGAUUCAGGCAUUCAUUUCCAGAGCUUGAUGAUGGUGAAGAGCUACCUGUCAGCUUCACACGUCUUUAUUUCCUUGGUGUGCAUGAAAAAGGGAAGGAUAGCACACUUCUCAUGGUGGAUAUUGAUAAUGUAGAACAGGAAUCAGAGAUUGAGAAAAACUCCAACAACACGUACUGGAUGUCCCCUGUCUUUGACAGCCAGCCUGGCACAAAUGCCGUGCCCAUGUCUAGGGAGGAACAGCUCAUGAGGGAGCGUAAACGGCUGGGGACGUACGGGAUUACGUCAUAUGAGUUGGACCCUGAUGAUGGACUUUUUGUCAUUCCUGCCAAUAAUAGUUUAUUUUUGUGUCGGGAUGUGGUUGGUCCGCGAGAAGCUCCUGUUGAGAUCCCAACCAAAACACAUGGGGCACGACUUGAUCCAAAGAUCUGUCCCUGUAACAACGAUAUGGUAGCCUUCAUCAACGAUUACGACAUUUGGCUCACGGGCCUUUGUUCUGGGAAAGAAGUUCGAUUAACAUAUUCUCGAAAAGGUGAACUGAGAUUAGAAGAUGACCCCAUCAGCUCAGGUGUGCCCAGCUUUGUGAUACAGGAAGAGUUUGACAGGUACACAGGCUACUGGUGGUCCCCAGUAUUUCAUCGUAUUGCAGAAGGGAAAAGGAUGUAUCACAUAGUUUAUGAAGAAGUGGACGAAUCUGAUGUGGAAAUUUUGUCCAUCUUCUCCCCAACUGGCCAGGAGCCAAAUUGCAGCGAACUCUACAGAUACCCUAAAGCAGGUGCCAACAACGCUUACAGUAAUUUAAAGCUGCUAGAAAUUGUUAUAACCUACUCUGGUCCAACCACUCAAAUAACUGACAUACAGGUGAAAAAUUUGUCCAUGAAAGAGCCACUGUUUCACAUUUGUCCCUGGGCAGAAUAUCUCUCGAGGGCAGGCUGGACAAGAGACGGCAAAUAUAUUUAUGCUGUGGUCAUAGAUAGAACACAGACGAGGCAAGCAGUGCUGUUGAUCUCACCCUCUAUAUUCUAUGAGACAUCAACAAAAAAUAUCUCUCAGUAUGUACAGUGUAUAUAUGAGGAGAGCUCUGAUAUAUGGAUUAAUGUCCAUGAUUUGCUUUAUUUCUUCCCUCAAACCUCAGAAAAUAAAAUUACCUUCAUAUACGCCUCUGAAAAAUCUGGCUAUAGGCACUUGUAUUUGUACACCUCACAACUCAACACUGGGGUCGCAGGUCAUCAGAUAGGUCAAGGGGAUGCUACAGAAAACUAUGCCUGCUGUAAAAUACUCAAGGAGUUUGCCAUCACUUCAGGGGAUUGGGUUGUUCUACCAAAAGAGUUGUGGGUGGAUGAAGCAAGAAAAAUGGUCUACUUUCUUGGCCUAAAGGAUUCACCUUUGGAAUCACACUUAUAUGUAACAAGGUAUGACCAACCAUCUUCUGUGGUGCAGCUGACCCAGCCAGGGUAUUCACAUUCUGUCCAGAUAGAUCAGCAUUUCUCAAUGUUUGUCACAGUAUUUAGCUCCCUUCAGUCACCACCUCAGAGCAGUAUAUUUAAAAUAAUUCACAAGUCUUCAACUGUCAGGUCCCUACAGAUGGGACUACUCUGUCCAAAAAUUGAUACAUUUGGGUACACCCCACCAACAUUAUUUAACUACGUAAGCCGGGCAGGACACGUAGCAUAUGGACUUUACUUCCUACCACGGGGGUGGGAACAAGGGAAAAGAUAUCCCACAGUUCUCUUUGUGUACGGUGGACCACAAGUUCAGAUGGUUAAUAAUUCCUUUAAAGGCCAAAAGUUCCUGAGACUUCACACGUUAGCUGCUGAAGGCUAUGUUGUUGUUGUCAUUGAUGGUAGGGGCUCUAACAACAGAGGUCUGCAGUUUGAGGGAAUUUUAAAACAUAAAUUGGGUACAGUGGAGAUAAAUGACCAAGUGGAAGGUUUGCUCUGGCUAGCAUCACAAACAGAUUUCAUUGACAUGUCCAGAGUGGCCAUUCAUGGCUGGUCAUAUGGUGGUUAUCUUUCAUUGAUGGGAUUGACACAAAGAAGUGAUAUUUUUAAGGUUGCAAUAGCAGGAGCUCCAGUUGUAAACUGGGAACUGUAUGACACAGGAUAUACUGAGCGCUACAUUGGCCUUCCACAGAGAAACCCUGAUGUUUACAAGGCCGGGAAUGUGUUAACCUACAUGGAUAAACUUCCUGAUUAUGAAACUAGACUGCUGCUGAUCCAUGGGCUGAUUGAUGAGAAUGUCCACUUCCGACACUCAAGUAUUUUGAUCAACUAUCUGGUCACAUCAUGUAAACCUCACCAGCUCCAGAUAUACCCUAAUGAAAGACAUGGCAUCCGUAACCAUGAAGCCAGUGAACACUACAAGACAACUGUUUUAAAGUUCUUACAAGAUUAUUUGUGAUAAUUGGAUUGUAAACACUUUAAUCAACUGUUUUUAAUUGUAAAAAAAAUAUAUUUUAAAUGUACAUUUGUAAUUACAACAAAAGAUUGAUGGUCAGCGCUUGGGGUUUAUAUGUAACUAUAGGGUAUGUCCAUUUGACCAUUAUUUAUGUACAUACAUUAUUUAUACUACUACUUUGCUGAAUCUGCAAAUUGUUUUAAUGGUAAUUUUUUUUUUCCUAUUUAACUUCUUAAGGAAUGAUUAUCUGUUAAGAUACAGGUAUAUGAAAUGUGGUUGAGACUGUUUGCCAGAAAAUUCAGGGAAAGAUAACACUGUUGGUAUAAACAGUACUGUGGAAUAGAAGCCAUAUAAACCUUUAUUAUAUUUUUCUUUUAAAAUAAAAUGAAUACAUUAAAUUAAGAGGUAAUUUUUAUAGUUAAAAAAAAAUAAAAUGUAUUUCUAGAAAAGUAGUAAAAUUAAUUUUGGUAAUUUCAACACUUUCUGCUUAGUAGUACUGACCACACCCAUAGAAACAUCUCUCUUAUUACUCUUAAUAUUUCUUCCCAAUGUAAUCCCUCCUUCACCACAACAAUUGAACAAAUGUUUUAUUAUUUGUUACAUGAUGAGAAAAAGUGUAAUAUUAUUUAACUGAGACAACUGCUAAAUUUUAAUUUAUACCAAAGAGUUACGUGUGUAAAUAUAAAUCUGUGCCAGCUUAUAUUGGUAUCUGUCUCCGUAAUCUUUAUUUAGCUCUACAAAUUCUGUUUUCCUGUUGACUUUCUCACCUGAGCACAUGCCCCAUGUCAAGGUAUAAUUCAUUUUUUUAAACAACUUAUUUUGUUAUUGAAUGCAUAUCCUACAUGCCCUCAUUAAGUUGAGCAGCAAUUCACUAUUCAGCAUUAAUGUUGCUAACUAUUCAACUCUUUUCUAUUCAGAUAUGAAAUUUUAUUGCAUUAAAAAAUUAAAACAAUUUUUGUCAUUUUGACAAAGGGAAAUAAUAGUAAAAAUAAUUUGAAUUUUAAAUAUUUAAAAUGUAAUAAGUAAUAAAAAAUAAACUGCUGUUUCUAUCAAU